Alternaria alternata is the source of this 1638-nucleotide messenger RNA. RefSeq names its product DUF500-domain-containing protein. Lineage: Eukaryota; Fungi; Ascomycota; Dothideomycetes; Pleosporales; Pleosporaceae. Gene Ontology annotation, molecular function: actin filament binding; phosphatidylinositol binding. Gene Ontology annotation, biological process: actin filament bundle assembly; actin cortical patch localization. Gene Ontology annotation, cellular component: actin cortical patch. The transcript has 4 exons. The coding region runs from base 1 to 1257 and encodes 418 amino acids. The record is from RefSeq and is a predicted model, not a curated record.
AUGGGUUUCAGUCUCAACAACCCCCUGCCCUCUUCCAUGAGCAGCGAAUGUCGCAAGACAGGAAAGAUUCUAGCAUCCUUUGUCGACCCCAGACAAGCCUUUGGACCCGACAAGAUUAUUCCCCCGAAUGUUCUCGCCAAUGCAAAGGGUCUCGCGAUUCUCACAGUAUUCAAGGCUGGCUUCCUCGGCACAGCGCGAUUUGGUUCAGGUGUCGUUGUCGCUCGUCUCGCUGACGGAUCGUGGUCGGCGCCCACAGCCAUCGGAACCAUCGGCGGCGGCUUCGGCGGACAAAUUGGUUUCGAGCUCACCGACUUCGUCUUCAUCCUGAACGAUGCAUCGGCAGUGCGUACUUUUGCGCAGGCAGGAUCUUUGACACUUGGUGGCAACGUCUCUAUCGCAGCGGGGCCAGUUGGUCGCAAUGCCGAAGCUGCCGGCGCGGCAAGUUUGAAGGGCGUAGCGGGCAUCUUCAGCUACAGCAAAACCAAGGGACUUUUCGCGGGUGUCAGUCUGGAGGGAAGCGGCAUCAUCGAGCGGAGAGACGCCAACGAGAAGCUGUACGGCCGCCGAUGGACUGCGCGCGAGAUUCUCAGCGGACAAGUUCCCCCACCACCAGCCGCCGCCCCGCUCCUGCAGGUGCUCAACUCAAGAGUCUUUGCUGGCGUUGGAGGAGCCCAGAACGUUACGAACGAUGCCAUGUACAACGACAUCCCCGUCUACGACGAUUCGCGCGACAAUGUAGUAUGGCAAGGGCGCCAGGGUUCAGCAAUGGGCGAAGGCGUACGUAGGGAUCGUACAGGUUCUCUAGGCCAAGGAAACAACGACUACGAGUACAGAGACCGACCACAGCGCUCAUCCGGCUGGGAAGAUGACGUUUACGACCGGCAACCAUCCUCAGCACCCCUCGGCCGAUCCUUCUCCACGCGCGCGAACCCCAACGAGACAUUCGACCGCAUGGAUACACGGAACCGCUCCUCCACUUUCGGCGACGACUACUCAUACAGCGAUCGCAAGCCCGGCCGACCGACAGCUCCAAAGCCAGUAUUCGGACAAACAACGGGUCAGAAGAAGGCGGGGCUACAAUCCGACCAGGCGAUUGCCAAGUUCACCUUUGACGCCGACCAACCGGGCGAUCUGGGCUUCAAGAAGGGCGAGAUCAUCACGAUUCUGAAGAGGACAGACAACGAGACAGACUGGUGGACAGGCAGAGUCGGAAACAGAGAAGGCAUCUUCCCAAGCAACUAUGUCGAGACUGUCUAGGGUCUUUAUCCCUAAUGCGUGUGCGAUAUCCAUAACGAAUCCUCUUGGUCGACAAAGUUCCAUCGGAAGAUACCACGAUUUCUAACCACAUAGACUGGUAUACCUUGCUUAUUGUUACCUCAGCGAACAUGUUCGAGUCCUGUUUGAGCGGUCAGCAUCCAGCACCUUGCUUGCUUUCACGCAUGGGAUGGCGUCUUUUUCCUGAACGUUUCCGUGCUUGAAAUUCAUUCAUCACUUCUCCUUGUUGCCAUUGUUUGCAGAUACCUAUGUAGCGAAAACAAGUCAACGUUUCAAGAUACAGAGAACAAGUUGUAUCUGGAAGUGAGGUAUGGGUUCAUGUUGGAGUUACCCCAAUUACCGAGAGUGGAGAUUGGUCGGCGG